UUUACCUGGUUUAUACAUUUGAGUGUUUUAAUUUUUCAAUUAAGCUAAAAUAAUUUGUUAUUGACUCCUGAAACUCUUACCAUUUUGUUUUUUUUUUGAAGGAAAUCAUCAUGCAAACGACUGUCGUCUACCCAAGGUGUCUUCUUCAACCUCUAGGCCCGUUGUCUUCCAUGGCAGUGUUGAAGGUCAUUUAAAGUUUCAAUUUAACGCAUAAAUUCAUCAACUCAACGUAUAACAUGUAUUUCUAGAUCCAAAUAAAACAAAAUAACACCAAAAGACAAAUAUCCAAAUCAAAUGGUUUUAAGAGUUUGUAUCAAAUCUUUCAAUCCGAAUCCGCGAUCAACAAUUAGAACAUGAGAUCUAGCGGAUGUACGUACCCAAUUCGGCUCAUUCCACUGCCGAAUAUGUUUUUCCGGCAACCCUUUUUCUCUCACCCCGCCCUUUCUUGUCUAGCAUGUGAAUGGUACGGUACACCUUACCAUCUAAGCCUUUAAAAAUUCUUUCGCCACGUGUUGUUUAUAGAAAGACCAUCUUAAUUUUAAAGCUUCAGCGAUCAUCUAAACCCUUAAAAAUUCAUUCGCUAACUGUUGUUUUUCUAAGAAUCUUUUCAAUGAUUUAUAUAAUUCUUUAAAAUAUACAGUGAGUGGAAAAGACACUAAGUAAGAACAAAAGCAUUGCAAAAGUUUUGUAAUAAAACAUGUAGAAGAGCACUCAAAUGGUGAGCCCAUGCCCACCAAUAAUUGCUGACAUUAAGAUAGGAUUUUAAACACUGUAUCGAUUAUCGAGAGUAGUGGUGUCAGGUGUGGAUAGGGCUAGCAGAAAGAUAUGGCCAUCGAAACUCCGCUGUUAUUGGACACCCCCGUGGAGGACUCUGUUGACUACAAAGGCCGUCCGGUUUAUAGAUUCAAUUCUGGAGGAUGGAAAUCUACACUUUUUAUUAUAGUUGUGGAAGUUGCAGAGAGGUCUGCAUAUUAUGGGAUAGCAGGGAACUUGAUAACGUAUUUGACAGGGCCCUUAGGACAGUCAACGGUUACUGCUGCAGAGAACAUGAACGUUUGGUCUGGAACAGCAUGGUUGCUGCCUUUGUUAGGUGCAUUUGUUGCUGAUUCUUUCAUUGGUAGAUACAGAACCAUUGUUGUCUCUACGCUUAUCUACAUCUUGGGACUUGGCUUGCUGGCUCUAUCAGCUGUUCUUCCUCCUCUCGGUUCUUCUGGCUGCCAAAGUUCCGAUAGUGCCGGGUCGUGCUCUCCUGAUCCAGUUCUGAUUUUGUUCUUCUUUGCUCUCUAUCUAGUAGCACUUGGACAAGGUGGAUUCAGGCCUUGUGUUCAGGCUUUUGGAGCUGAUCAGUUUGAUGCACAAGACCCUGAGGAGCGCAAAGCCAAAAGCUCGUUCUUCAAUUGGUGGCAUUUUUUUAUGAAUGCUGGCCUCAUAGCAGUCCUACCGGCCUUAAACUACAUCCAAGACAACAUUAAUUGGGUUCUGGGAUUUGGGAUCCCAUGUCUUAUUUUGGCUGGGGCACUUGCAAUAUUUUUACUUGGAACUAGGACAUAUCGGUAUAGUAUCAGAAGGGAAGAAGAGAAACACGCGUUUUUGAGAGUCGGUCGGGUCUUUGUUGCGACUUUUAGGAAUUGGCGAAUCACUACUGCAGUAGCCUUUGAAGAAGAAACUCACAGAGCCCAACCUCAGCAAAGUUCUGGGCAAUUCAAGUUUCUGAACAAAGCCCUGCUUGACCCUAUUGACUCGAAGGGAGACAGCAAGGUUUGUAGCCUCAGAGAAGUAGAAGAAGCCAAGGCAGUACUUAGGCUUGUUCCGAUAUGGACAACGUGCUUGAUAUAUGCUAUUGUGUUUGCACAGCCCGCAACUUUGUUUACUAGGCAAGCCAUAACUAUGAAUAGAUCAGUUUCAGCAGAUCUCGAAUUUCCUGCAGCUUCAGUUCAAUUAUUUAUUCCUGCCACGGUUGUUGUUUUAGUUGCAAUCUACGAUCGUGCCUUCGUCCCUGUAGCCAGGGCUUUAACUGGGGAACCUUCUGGCAUUACAAUGCUACAAAGAAUCGGUACUGGGGUAUUUUUAUCUUUUCUUGCCAUGGUAGUUGCUGCUCUAGUUGAAAUGAAGAGGCUCAAGAAAGCUCAGCAAUAUGGACUAGUGGAUACGCCAGAGGUGACGAUUCCUAUGAGUGCUUGGUGGUUAAUUCCUCAAAAUGUCCUGCUCGGUGCUGCUGACGUGUUCACCAUGAUUGGAAUGCAAGAAUUUUUCUAUGAUCAGGUCCCAAGUGAAUUAAGGAGCGUGGGUCUUGCUCUUUUCCUCAGUGUCAUCGGCGUAGGAGACUUUCUAAGCAGCUUUCUUAUCUCCAUCAUUGAUAAAGCAACCGGUGGGGAUGGUCAUUAUAGCUGGUUUGCCAAUAACCUGAAUCGGGCACAUCUUGAUUACUUUUACUGGCUACUAGCUGCGUUGAGUGCUGUACAGUUUGUUGCUUUCUUGUAUUUUGGAAAGUCUUACAUUUAUAGCAGGGGAGGCGCAACAUAAAAGCAGUGAUUUCUCAGUCUAAGAUUAUAAAAAUAAUAAUUUAAAAGAAAAAUAAAUAAAAAAUGCUUUAUAAACA
Messenger RNA from Populus trichocarpa (black cottonwood), 2599 nucleotides. Its product is annotated as protein NRT1/ PTR FAMILY 5.10. NCBI's taxonomy places the organism in Eukaryota, Viridiplantae, Streptophyta, Magnoliopsida, Malpighiales, Salicaceae. The coding region runs from base 826 to 2523 and encodes 565 amino acids. Gene Ontology annotation, molecular function: dipeptide transmembrane transporter activity; tripeptide transmembrane transporter activity. Gene Ontology annotation, biological process: transmembrane transport; dipeptide transport. The transcript has 4 exons. Gene Ontology annotation, cellular component: membrane. The record is from RefSeq and is a predicted model, not a curated record.